Messenger RNA from Malus domestica (apple), 1904 nucleotides. RefSeq names its product transcription factor bHLH14-like. Gene Ontology annotation, biological process: regulation of DNA-templated transcription. Gene Ontology annotation, molecular function: transcription cis-regulatory region binding; protein dimerization activity; DNA-binding transcription factor activity. The record is from RefSeq and is a predicted model, not a curated record. Lineage: Eukaryota; Viridiplantae; Streptophyta; Magnoliopsida; Rosales; Rosaceae. Gene Ontology annotation, cellular component: nucleus.
ACGUUGGCACCAUUAGCCCAGAAGGCCAAACAGUUGAAGGCAAAGCCAGGCGUUGGUUCCCGUAUAUUUAUGCGCAUAACCAAAUCACAAUCUGCAAGGUCACACCACUCGCGGAGAACCUCGCUCCCUUAAUUUCUUGACUUUCUUCUUCCACCGCUCUGCUUCUCACCCUCCUCUCUCUUGUUACAUAAAGUUCCCUUCUGUAGCAAAACCAAAUUAGGGCAUAAACCAUGGACGAAAUCAUAUCCUCAUGUUCAACUAAUUUCUGCCAAGAAACCUCCCCCACAUUUCAACAGCGCCUACAGUUCAUAGUUCAGAACAGGCCUGAGUGGUGGGUGUAUUCCAUUUUCUGGCAAGCCUCCAAAGACAGCAUUAGUGACCAGGUUUCCCUGUCAUGGGCCGGCGGCCAUUUUCGGAACACUCGCGAUCACUUGGCAUCGAAAAGAAGCAGCCGAAUAGCCAACAAUUACCAACUCAAAUUUGGGUUCAACAAUGUGGAGAGAAAGAGGGUGAAUAACCGGGAAGUUGAAUCACUUUUGCAUGAUGACAUGGUGGAUUUGGACAUGAGGCUCGUGGAUCAUGGAGAUGUCACUGACUCCGAGUGGUUUUACUUUUAUACCGUUUCUUUAACCCAGUCAUUCUCCGGAAGCCACGGUAAUAAUAGUACCAAUAUUCUCGGCAGGGCAUUUGGUUCUGGUGGGUUUGUUUGGCUUGCAGGUGACCAUGAAUUUCAGUUUUAUGAGUGUGAGAGAGUUAAAGAAGCAAGAAUGCAUGGAAUCCAAACUUUGGUUUGCAUUGCAACUCCUUGUGGGGUACUUGAACUGGCCUCUUUGGAUGUGAUCAAAGAAGAUUGGGGUCUAGUGCAUUUAUCAAAGUCGCUGUUCGGAUCAGAUGACAACAUCAACAUGAACAACAACAACAGGCUCUCAAAACGGCAGACCAGCCGUGACGGCGAUGUACUUGUUCCUAUCCUAGAAAAUGGACUGUUUUCAGCAGCUCAAAAGGAAUUGAUCCCACAAGAUCAAGGUGGUGGUAUAAACGAAGCUGCACCUAUCAAUCUAGGAGGGUCGUCGCCAGAAUCACCUUCUGAUUCUGUUGGGAACUUCACCUCCGAGAAUACGGAGAACACGAUUCGGUCGAAAAAGCGAGGAAGAUCAUCAAAACAUGGAGCUGCAAAUAGAGAAUCACAAUUGUUAAACCACGUUGAGGCCGAGAGACAGAGGAGGGAGAAGCUCAACCACCGAUUCUAUGUCCUCCGGUCAGUUGUUCCCAAUGUGUCAAAAAUGGACAGGUCCUCUUUGCUUGCCGAUGCCGUGGCCUACAUCAAUCAACUCAAAUCAAAAGUUCAGGAAUUGGAGGCCAAAGUCCAAGAACAACCACAAAAGCCUAAAGCGGGCAAUAAUCCAAGCAACAAUCUUGAUCAUCACUCCAGCCAAAGCACCAGCUCCAUAGUUGACCAGCAUCAUUAUUCUAAUAAAAAUAAUAAUAGUAUUAAUAGUAGUAAUAGUGAUAGGGCAGCUUCUGCGGUUAUGGAAGUGGAUGUGAAGAUUUCGGCGUCAGAAGCCAUGAUACAUGUUCAGUGUCCGGAUGAAGACUACCCAUAUGCUAAGUUGAUGAAUGCACUCAAAAGCCUAGGGCUACAAGUUUACCAUGCAAGCAUAUCAAGCGUGAAAGAGUUGAUGAUUCAAGAUGUUGUGGCAAGACUGCCUUAUGGGUUCAUUGGUGGUAAGGAAGCAUUGAGAAAUGGUAUUAUAAAAGGCUGGUACCAUUAAAAACAAUUUUAUUUAGUUUCCUUAGCUAAUGAGGACAAUGAUUUUAUUUUACAUUGAGUAGUGCUUGUUCCACCUCAAAGUCGGUGUAAUUAAGUUUAUUGUUAAGUGAGAAUUCUUUUCUUUUCAAUUUUA